AUGGGAAGUGCAUUGGACACUUUAUGUGGGCUAUCAUAUGGCACAAAGCAGUAUCAUAUGCUUGGUAUCCAUAUGCAAAGGGCAAUGUUUGUUCUUUUACUGGUCAGUGUUCCACUUACCUUCAUUUGGGCUAAUGCAGAACACAUUCUUGUAUUAUUGGGACAAGAUAUGGAAAUAGCAGCCGAAGCAGGAAGUUAUGCGCGCUUUAUGAUUCCAACUAUCUUCGCGUACGGGCUUCUCCAGUGUCAAAUUAGAUUUCUGCAAGCCCAAAACAUUGUGCUACCUAUGAUGCUCAGUACCGGAAUAACUACUUUGCUGCAUUUAUUCAGUUGUUGGAUUCUGGUAUUUAAAUCUGGCCUAGGCAACAAAGGCGCUGCUUUGGCUAACGCGAUAACCUACUGGAUUAAUUUCUUGUUGCCAGCUGUAUAUGUCAGAAUAUCGCCUUCUUGCAAAAGCACUUGGACCGGAUUUUCAAAUGAAGCAUUUCAAGAUACUUGGAAAUAUAUAAGACUUGCCAUUCCUUCAGCUGCUAUGUUCUGGUAG
Messenger RNA from Nicotiana attenuata, 543 nucleotides. Its product is annotated as protein DETOXIFICATION 16-like. The transcript has a single exon. Gene Ontology annotation, biological process: transmembrane transport. The record is from RefSeq and is a predicted model, not a curated record. Gene Ontology annotation, molecular function: antiporter activity; xenobiotic transmembrane transporter activity. Lineage: Eukaryota; Viridiplantae; Streptophyta; Magnoliopsida; Solanales; Solanaceae. Gene Ontology annotation, cellular component: membrane. Bases 1 to 543 code for a protein of 180 amino acids.